AAAAUAAAAACGAAAAAAUAGUAAAAUAGGAGCAGCGCAUGAAAAUGAAGUGCAAUAAAAGUCAAAUGGCCACGUUAACAAUGUGGAAAAUUUUUAUGGCUCUGGCGCUCGUAAUGCCGGUCACAUUAGCGCACCAGCAUUCUAUGGCCGGAGGAGCCGGCGGCGGCGGCGGUUCUUCUGGACACGGCGCUGCCAUGGGCAUGGGCGCUGGCACUGGACUCGGCAAAGAGGCACACGUGAAAACGAAGGACAUUGAUGCCGUCGAGGGUAAAUCAGUGUCGCUGCCCUGCCCCAUUGCCGAGCCCCUGCAUGAUGUUUAUAUGGUCUUAUGGUUUCGUGAUAAUGCGGGCAUACCUCUAUACAGCUUCGAUGUGCGCGAUAAUAUGGCCGUUGAGCAGCCCCGACAUUGGUCAGCUCCGGAGGUUUUUGGCUCACGUGCCAAAUUCCAUUUUGACUCGCAGCCAGCAACCUUGGAAAUUAAGGAUAUCAAACGGCAUGAUCAAGGCAUUUACCGUUGUCGUGUCGAUUUUCGCACAGCUCAAACGCAGAGCUUCCGUUUCAAUUUGUCUGUAAUAAUACUUCCGGAGCAGCCCAUCAUACUGGACCGCUGGGGUCGUCAACUGAAUGGCACAAAAUUGGGUCCCAAGCAGGAGGGCGAUGAUAUUGUUAUCACUUGUCGUGUGGUGGGCGGUCGACCACAACCACAGGUCCGCUGGCUUGUGAAUGGACUACUUGUCGACAAUCAAAACGAGCACAAUUCCGGCGAUGUUAUCGAGAAUCGACUGUUGUGGCCAUCGGUGCAGCGCAACGAUUUAAAUUCCGUAUUCACAUGUCAGGCAUUGAAUACGCAAUUAGAUAAGCCCAAGGAGAAGAGCUUCAUACUCGAUAUGCACCUAAAACCAUUAACUGUAAAAAUUCUGGAACCACCCAGCUCAAUGAUUGCCGAUCGCCGCUAUGAAGUCACGUGUGAAUCAUCGGGUUCGCGUCCGAAUGCCAUCAUCACUUGGUACAAGGGAAAACGUCAAUUGCGACGCACAAAGGACGACAUAUCAAAGAACUCGACACGCUCGGAGCUGAGCUUUGUGCCCACCACAGACGACGAUGGCAAAUCGAUAACAUGCCGUGCGGAAAAUCCAAAUGUGAACGGCCUCUAUUUGGAGACCAUGUGGAAAUUGAAUGUCGUUUAUCCGCCAUUGGUAACGCUGCGUUUGGGCUCCACACUGACACCGGAUGAUAUCAAGGAAGGCGACGAUGUUUACUUCGAGUGUCACGUACAAUCGAAUCCUCAAUGGCGGAAACUGUUGUGGUUGCAUAAUGGCAUUCACUUGGAGCACAAUACCUCGGCUCGUGUCAUACGCUCCAAUCAGAGCCUGGUGCUGCAGAAGAUAACGAAACACUAUGCGGGAAAUUAUGCGUGCAGCGCCAUCAAUGAUGAAGGCGAAACGGUCAGCAAUCAGUUGCCGCUGCGUGUUAAAUACACGCCUGUUUGCAAGCACACGGAUCGCGUUAUACUAAUUGGUGCCUCCAAGGAUGAGACUGUUGAGGUUAUAUGCGAGAUACAAGCGGAUCCGCCGCCUCGAACAUUUCGCUGGAAGUUUAACAACUCGGGCGAAACUCUGGACGUGGGCAGCGAACGAUUCAGCGUGAAUGGAAGCCGCAGCAUUUUAAAGUACACUCCGGUCACAGAUCAGGAUUAUGGAACUCUAUCCUGCUGGGCGGCUAAUGAGGUGGGCACACAGCAACAGCCCUGCCUCUUCCAAGUGGUUUUAGCUGCUCUGCCAAAUGGCGUCAGCAACUGCAGCAUCUUCAAUCGCACAGAGCUCAGUGUUGACAUACAAUGCAUACCCGGCUACGACGGCGGUCUGCCUCAAAUAUUUGUACUCGAAAUGUUUUCAACACGCACCGGCAUUACCAGACUUAAUAUAACCAAUGCGGAGGAGGCUCUUUUCUCGCUGGAGAAUCUGGAUACGCUCACAUCGAUGAUGAUGCAGGAGAAUAACUCGCUGAGAAUGCGCAUUUACUCUUACAAUCAAAAGGGACGCAGUGCGGCAUAUCUGUUGCCCGAUUUCAUAAUUGGCUCAACAGCUUACAAGACAGACGACGAUGUGACGCUUACAUUGUCCCCGGUGAUUGUUGGCAGCGUUCUGACCAUCAUAAUUAUUGGGGUGGCCAUCGCGAUACGAAUAUUUCUGGUAACAUUCGUGCACAAUUUGCGACGCAAUCGCCAGCAUGGCAACAAGGCGACAUCAGCGGGCGUUGUCGUCCAAGCGGCCGACGUCUUCAAGAGCGGCAACCUGGAGAAACCGCGCUGGCAGCACACUGAUAUAAAAACGAAAUCAUCGGAGGAUCUGGUCGAAGACGAACGUGAUCCAGAUGUAAUACCCUCACAAUACGUUGGCGGCAGCAGCGCCGGCAGCAGCGGCAGCAAUGCCUCCAAUGUGGGCAGCACCACAGCCGGCACAGCCACCGGCAGCAGCACAUCGACAGCGGUCGCCGCAGCUGUGUCCGCAAUCGACCGCGAUGCGCAUCAGUUUGCUGCGGCAGCAGCUCCAGCAGCGACGUCGUCUGCCGUUGGACUCGUUGGCAGCAUUUCCAAAUGGUCACCCAAUGGCAAUGCACCGACCAUGACGACGACAACGACGCUGUCCAGCGAUCCGUCGAAUCCGCCGGUCACCUACAAUCAGAUCAAUGCGCAGCGGGCCCAGCUGCUGGCCGCGGUGGCAGCGGUCGGUGGCGGCUGCAGCAGCACUGUCAUCUCGCCCAGCAGCAGCAUUAUGGGCAGCCUGGGCGCUGGCAAGCCGCUGACACUGGGCAUGGGCGGCACCAUCAUUGGAUCUCCCACGUCGCUGUCCUCGACGGCGACGCUGGCAGCGCACCUGCAGCCGGCGCACAGCAGCGGUGUGGGCACACUGCCGCCUGGCCUGGGCAGCGGCGGUGGCUAUAUAAUGAAUGCCUAUGCCAGUGGCAGGCUGCAUCAUCCGCCAGGCGGUGCUGGUGUGGGCCACACGGCCACCUUAAAUCGCCAUCACCAUCAUCAGCAGCAGCAGCAGCAGCACCAUCAUCAGCAACAGCAGCAUCAUCAGCAUCAACAUCAUCAUCAGCAGCCCGGCUCCGGUUCGAGUUUGUUGCUGGGCAGUGUUGGCAGCGUUAUGGGCGUGGGCGUCACCUCAACAACAACCACCUCGUGCAACUCCUCACAGGACUUGGAUGACAACAUUAAUAUAAAUGCGAUUAAGGAUUGUCUUAUGACGCAGCGUGUGCCCGAGAGCUGCGUCUAAGUUAAGAAUUAUAAAGUCUAGACUUGGACUUUCUAAUCACCCAGAUCUACACCUACACCUAGAACUAGACUAGAACGUCAGCUGAACGUGUUAUAUGUAUGUAGUUGUAUGUAUAUAUAAUAAAUAUGAAUGUCAUAGUUA
Drosophila montana is the source of this 3419-nucleotide messenger RNA. It is a transcript of the gene side-II, whose product is annotated as sidestep II. Bases 39 to 3278 code for a protein of 1079 amino acids. The transcript has 19 exons. Lineage: Eukaryota; Metazoa; Arthropoda; Insecta; Diptera; Drosophilidae. The record is from RefSeq and is a predicted model, not a curated record.